Caenorhabditis elegans is the source of this 1396-nucleotide messenger RNA. RefSeq names its product Homeobox domain-containing protein (gene ceh-37). Gene Ontology annotation, biological process: neuron differentiation; regulation of DNA-templated transcription. NCBI's taxonomy places the organism in Eukaryota, Metazoa, Nematoda, Chromadorea, Rhabditida, Rhabditidae. Gene Ontology annotation, cellular component: nucleus; chromosome, telomeric region. The record is from RefSeq and is marked reviewed. Gene Ontology annotation, molecular function: DNA-binding transcription factor activity, RNA polymerase II-specific; DNA binding.
AAAACUCACCUCUGUAACUUGAAUAACGCAACAUUUUUGUGUAAAAACUCUUUGGUUUCCACAGUAUACCUAUCUCAGUUGUGGAACUUUUGUUUCGAAAAUCAAUAACCAUUGCUUAUCCACACUUACUCUUUCGACUGUCUUCCCUAAUGGAGCCUAGUGACAGCAACAAAAAUGCGAUGAAUGAUGGGAUGACCAGCUAUAGUUACUUCACAAUUCCUUCAACUGCCACAACCGGGUUCAAUUAUCCGGUUCAACCAAUGACUAUGUUUAGUGGAGCACCAUACAAUGCAGCAAUGAUCCCACGGAAGAAUCGUCGCGAACGAACCACUUACAGCCGUCAGCAGUUGGAAAUUUUAGAGACAUUGUUUAACGAAACUCAGUAUCCUGAUGUAUUUGCUCGCGAGAGAGUCGCCGACCAGAUUCGUCUUCAAGAAAGUCGAAUUCAGGUGUGGUUCAAAAACCGACGUGCAAAGUACCGCCUCCAAGAGAAACAAAAACCAAAAAGAAGCAACGAAAAGAGCCAGGAGCACAAAAGUGAAGAUCAACAACAAACAGAUGUUUUGGAUGGGGAGCCCCUGAAAGGAGGCUCGCCUGGUUAUCAGCCACAAAUCAAAAGUGAACUGGAGAGUUGUGACGGCGCAGUGGCCAGCGGUAAGCUAGGCACGCCGAAGAGCAUUUCUCCAGUGGAGACGACCGCAAGCACCACUAGCUCCAAUACAUCUGCUGCAGAGCUGCAAUGGAACGGUGAUCACAAAAUUUUGGGAUUCGGAAAAAAUGAGACAACUACUUCUGCCGCUGUAAGUCCGACAGCCGACAAUGCAUCAACACCAUCCUCUUCAAGCUCAAUCACCGCUACAAGCUCAUUGCCAACAACGUCAUCUUCUUUAUCUGUCUAUAACUAUCCGGCAAUCUAUCCACAAUGGGGACUUGACUACAGUACCUACGCCAAUCCGCAAUACGCUCAAUUCUCGCACAAUCCUUACGCAGGCACCCCGUUCUGGUAUUCAAAUGGAAAUAAUUUGUAAAUUUGAAGUGUCUAGGUACUACUUAAACUAAAACCUAUUUGUAUUCUUAUUUAGCAUUCAUUCGUUUUUGAAGAAAUGUGCAUUCCAUCAUCCCAUCAUCCUUGAAACAUUGUAAUAAAUUGUCAUUUUCAUGUUCCUUUCCUGUAAAUUUAAUUCUGUUUUGUUUUUGAGUUUACUAAACUGAACUACCAGCUCAACUCCAUGCUUGGUUUAAUAACCAAUUUCUUUAAUUUUAAUGUCUCUUCACAAAUCAAGUUUUUCCUCAGAACUUGAUGUUUUUGCAUUCCCAUAACUCCCGUUCACUUUUCAUUAUUUCCUGAUUCAGUCACUAUUCUAUUCAGUGUUUGAUACAAUAAAUCACAUUAUUU